CAACACUACUAUAUAACAAAUAAUUUGAGAUAGAGAUGUCAGAAACUCAGCUGAUGCUUAUUUACGUAAUUUUAUCAAUAAUUCUUGAUGGGUGCUCAGUUCUAGCGAACGCUAACAAGAAACUCAAAGAUGUUCUCAUAACAGUAGAGUAUCGACCGGAAUCUUGCGAUGUGUUUGCCGAAGAUGGAGAUAAAAUCACGAUAGAAUACACUGGGUAUUUAGAGUCAGGGUUAGAGUUCGACAGUACCUCACUCGCCGAGAGGGGCCCACUCAACUUUACUCUGGGAACCAACACUGUUAUUCCAGGAUUGGAACGUGGUAUUCUCGGAAUGUGUUUUGGUGAGAAGAGGAAGUUGGUUAUUCCAUCUCAUUUAGCGUACGGGAACCAGGGAUACAGAACCAUACCAGGAGACAGCACAAUUUUCUUCGAUGUGGCAAUGACGAGGCUGAAAAAGAAGAGUAUUCUAGAAAGAUCUGUAACCGCAGUGCAGUUCUUCCUCUUCCCACUCUCCACCACCCUUAUCAUCUUCUAUUUGUGGCAGAAAAUGAACGAAUCAGAGGAGCCCUUACAGCAAAGCAAUAGAAAGUCAAAGAGGAACCGAAGACGAGGUUAAACUCCCCUUCACUACAAAGUCACGUGACAUCUCUACAGACCACGUGACUUAGCUCCAGAUCACAAGAUACUCACUCAAGAUAAGCGCUCUUCUCUGAAAGAAAGGAGAUAAAGAUCACUUCACGAACUCUGAAAAUUCUAUUUAUUUAACUGUAAAUAUGUUUAUUUGUAACGGUAAAAACGGUGUUUAUUGAUUGGCACGUGGUUGACACGUGAUUGACACGUGAUGAAAUCUCUGAUCUGAUGAACAGAUAGAGAUUAUGACGAUGUAAGACCACCCAAUUACCAUCGUUAAGAACUUAAAAAACAGUUUUACGAAGAAACAAAAAACUGUUUGAGAAUAAUCGUUGAUGAAACCGACGUUUACGGUUCGAUUCUUGAGAAUGUAUCUUGAGAUAUAGGAUUAUUCUCCAAAUUUUUCCGUUGAUUUUGAUUUCGAAGGCAGUCCAGUCGAGUCUAAAUAUGUUUGUUUAACAGACAAUGCAAUUAAUUUAAUGCAAUUAAUUUACCGGUGUUAAAAAUUGAUGAUUUUCAUGUUGCGUAUUUAAAAAGUUUAAUAAGUUAUUUGUCGCAAAUGUUUUUGGUCACGCUGUGAAUGUCCCCCUUUUUUCGAGCUUCGACGCAUCCAAGUUUUGAGUUUUUCUUUCGUUAUUUUUUAACGUGAUGGAUUGAUGUAUCAUGAUUUUAAGAUUUAUUAUCAUUAAUCAUUAUAUUGUUAUCAUCACUAAUUCCAUUAAAAUUGUGUCAUGUUUUGUUCCUAAUUAAGUAGUUAUGUUAAAUGCGGAAAUGUUUUGAUAUAAUCAAGCUUGGUAGAUACCAUCGGCAACUUGAUUUCAAAGAAUCUGAGUUUUUAGAAAUAACUAUUAAUACAGUUUUCUACGUUAAAAUAGUUGAAAUUUUUACCAAAAAGAGUUUAACAAUGUGAUAGGUUUUAAAGGCAGUGGAGAUUAAUGAUGUUUUGCGGACUUUUAAUGUUGUUAUUAAAAGUAACGUAUUGGUUACUUGAUUUGAUCAACUUUCUGGUUUCAUA
Molecule: messenger RNA, 1643 nt
Organism: Bolinopsis microptera
Lineage: Eukaryota; Metazoa; Ctenophora; Tentaculata; Lobata; Bolinopsidae
Product: FK506-binding protein 2-like
Exons: 8
Coding region: 36-614 (192 amino acids)
Biological process (GO): protein peptidyl-prolyl isomerization
Cellular component (GO): endoplasmic reticulum
Molecular function (GO): peptidyl-prolyl cis-trans isomerase activity
Source: RefSeq, a predicted model, not a curated record